AUGUCGAAAGUUGUGGUUCUAGGAGCUGGUGUAUCUGCUUUGACAUCAGCAUUAUUGCUUUUAGAGAAGUUUCCCACGGAAAUUGAAAAGUUAACAAUUCUAGCAUCAGAAUGGCCGGGCGAUUAUCACGCCCAUGAUUUUACUUCACCUUGGGCGGGUGCAAACUGGGCCAGUUUUGCGAAGAAUGAUGACUUGGAACAGAUCAAAAGAGAUAAAGUCACAUAUUUGAGACUCACAGAGUUGGCCAAGGACGAACCAGAAUCAGGUGUCAAACCUUACAUACUCAAGAGAUGCGUUCCAAGGAGCAGCGAAAAGCCAUGGUAUAUCGAAGAGAAAUUUGUCAAAAAUAUCAAAACGCUGAGUGAACAAGAACUACGCUUCAGGAACCUUGAUCCGGAACUUUAUUACGGCUAUGAGUUCUCGAGUUUUACCAUCACUCCCACUGUCUAUAACACCUAUCUUUUGUCAAAGAUACGUAAGCUAGGAGGAAGCGUGCAGCGAAUCCCUCGUUUGGACUUGAUUACAGAUGUGGUAUCGACGAUUGGGUACGUUCCUGAACUUGUAGUAAACGCAACGGGAGUGAAUGCCGGUAAGCUGCUCAGAUGUUGGGAGCCUGAGGAGCUAGAGAGAGUUCACCCUGUUAAGGGCCAGAUUUUACAAAUCUACGAGGAUUUGCCUUACCAGGUUAUGGUAGAAGAGCUGCCAGAAGAAUUGAAUUGCAGAGCAGAUCAAUUCUUAAAUAUUUUCCCUCGCGCCGAGGGUGGGUGCAUUGUGGGAGGCAUCUUCAAAAAGGGUGACUGGUCAAACACUAUUGAUGAAAAGUUAAAUGAGAGCAUUCUGCGAGUUUGUAGAUACCAUGUCCCAGAGCUAAAAUCGGCGACCAUUUACAACACUUACGUAGCUCUGAGACCUGCUCGUGAAGGUGGUGUUAGAAUUGCACUCUCUACUUACGCGAUAGAAGAUAUUUCGAGGCCUCUCAAAGUCAUUCAUAACUACGGCAUUGGUGGCGCAGGUUAUCAAUCGUCCUAUGGUAGUGCUUGGGAAGUUUGUGAGCUUGCGGCAGAGGUUCUUGACACCAGAAAGAAGUGGGCAAAAUUAUGA
Molecule: messenger RNA, 1101 nt
Organism: Lachancea dasiensis
Lineage: Eukaryota; Fungi; Ascomycota; Saccharomycetes; Saccharomycetales; Saccharomycetaceae
Source: the annotation of a GenBank genome assembly